UUUCUUACUUAGCCUUCCUUCCUCUCUUUCUCUGUCCCAAAUCUAUACGCGAACAUAUUCAUUUUCUCCUGUCUUCUGUUCUUGUCCUUCUCUUUAAUGAAUUUCUAUUGUCUCUCUGAAUCGCCUUCAGCUUUUCUGUUCUACCAGUUUUACUCUGUUUUGUGAUGCUUUGUCUGCAAUCCUCUGUGCCGUGUCAUCUUCAAAACCCGGUGUCCCCUGUUUUCUUGUUCAGUAAACUUUAAGAACGUUUCUUAGAUUUAGCUAAUUUCUGUGGUUAUCUAUAUUGUCAUACAAAGUCUUAUAUUGUAUCCUCUGGAUUGCUUUUAAUACCUCAUCAUGUUCAAUAUCUGGCUCAAACUGCAUGAAUACUUGUCAUAAAUUUGGAGGAAGAACCCGAAAAUUUUUUGCCAUUUCCCUUUGUGCAAGAAGGUGGAGGUGCGUGGGUCUGGAAUUGCGGUCUGGAGAAAUGAAGGAGAAGGCAGAUUCCCCAGUUGGGGUUCUUGAGGACUAUUUUAGGAGCUCAGAAUCAGACACAAGUUCUCCCAAGGAACCCACCAUAGAUUCUGAGGCUCAAGAUAAGUCAAAAUUUGCUUCCAAAUGGCGUGGAUUUCUCCAAAAUCUGACGAACAGGUCUAAAAAACCUGCGCCCACCAUGCAUCCUCCUCUCAGCGUCCUCAAGCUGUCUAAGAGAAUGAGCAGAAGCAUGAGAGAGACUAUAUUUCCAAGUUCCCGCUUAGGUGCAGAUUCGUCUCUCCACAAUUCACCAUGGAAGAUCUUCACUCAUAAGGAAAUUCUGCUUGCAACCAGUUCCUUCAGUCAAGAAAACCUUAUUGGGAAAGGUGGGUACGCUGAAGUCUACAAAGGGUGCUUGCCAAAUGGUCAGCUAGUAGCAAUUAAGAAGCUGACACGUGGAUCCCAAGAUGAGAUUAUUGGUGACUUCUUAUCAGAACUCGGCAUAAUGGCACAUGUUAAUCAUCCCAAUACUGCAAAGCUAGUAGGCUAUGGCGUUGAAGGAGGCAUGCACCUUGUUCUUGAAUUAUCAGAAAAAGGAAGCUUAGCUUCUGUGCUUCACGGCUCCAAGGAAAACCUUCCAUGGUGUAUUAGGUAUAGCAUUGCUUUAGGAACAGCCAAGGGUAUAUUAUAUCUCCACGAGGGAUGUCAAAGAAGAAUUAUCCACAGAGAUAUAAAGGCAGCAAAUAUCUUACUCACAGAGGAUUACGAGCCACAGAUUUGUGAUUAUGGACUAGCAAAAUGGCUCCCUGAGAACUGGACUCACCACACCGUUUCAAAGUUCGAAGGAACCUUUGGUUAUCUUGCUCCUGAGUACUUGCUUCAUGGCAUAGUAGACGAGAAAACAGAUGUAUUUGCUUUUGGUGUUCUGUUACUGGAACUGGUCACUGGCAGGCGAGCCCUUGAUUAUUCACAGCAAAGCCUUGUCUUGUGGGCAAAACCAUUGUUGAAAAAGAACAGAAUCAGGGAGUUGGUUGAUCCAUCGCUAGGUGAUGCGUUCGAUUGUCGGCAGAUGAAUCUCGUCCUAUUGGUCGCUUCUUUGUGUAUACACCGGUCUUCGAUUCGCAGACCCACCAUGAGACAGAUUGUGCAGCUUCUGAGUGGCAAUCUGAGCUGCUUCAAGAGCAUGAAGAAAAGUCGACUGCCAUUUUUCCGAAAGCUAUUCCAAGAAGAGCUUCUUGACCCUGAAUAAUGCGGAAGAGCCAGAAAUUUCAUGGGUCCUUUUGUUUUUUUCCCACCGCAGAAAACGGUCCCUGUUUUUCUGGGAAAAAAUCUUACCGCACUGAUGCGGUUGAAAAUCCUGCUCAAAGAUACAGUUUGAGAAGUUGCCUCGUCAAGCAUUUUCUCUUGCUCGGUACGUGAAGCAUAAGGAAAGCAAGCUUUUUAUUAGUCUUAGUUCGUGGGACAAAUUUUUGUAGAGUUCAGAGGAAGGAUGUUUGAGAUUUUUUUUUAAUCUUAUUUUGAACUCUACAGCAAUUUUAUGAUGAUUUUUUUUAAAAAAAAUAGAUCCAUCUCACAUCAUAUGUAUAUAUUUAGACUUUUUUUCCAUAGAAGAGAUAAAAUAUUAAGUUAUUUAAGGAAAAAA
Molecule: messenger RNA, 2095 nt
Organism: Neltuma alba
Lineage: Eukaryota; Viridiplantae; Streptophyta; Magnoliopsida; Fabales; Fabaceae
Product: receptor-like cytosolic serine/threonine-protein kinase RBK2
Exons: 8
Coding region: 362-1702 (446 amino acids)
Biological process (GO): protein phosphorylation
Molecular function (GO): ATP binding; protein kinase activity
Source: RefSeq, a predicted model, not a curated record